Xiphias gladius (swordfish) is the source of this 3739-nucleotide messenger RNA. RefSeq names its product cyclin L1a (gene ccnl1a). Lineage: Eukaryota; Metazoa; Chordata; Actinopteri; Istiophoriformes; Xiphiidae. The transcript has 10 exons. Bases 387 to 2033 code for a protein of 548 amino acids. Gene Ontology annotation, biological process: regulation of transcription by RNA polymerase II. The record is from RefSeq and is a predicted model, not a curated record. Gene Ontology annotation, cellular component: nucleus. Gene Ontology annotation, molecular function: cyclin-dependent protein serine/threonine kinase regulator activity.
UUUGUUUAUUAACUCAAUGUUUAUAUAAUACGUAAUUAACUUUGUUUAGAAUUUGCACGAGUCUACAAUUGCAAUAUUGACACACAGGUGAGAUAAAUGGACAAAAUCAAGAAGUAAAACGGUGGCCAUUGUCUUAGAGUCAAAUUCUUGGAGUAGAACUCUCUAAGCGCAUUAUAUUCCAGCACAGUUGGUGAAAAGUUUAAAGAAAUGUAUGUAGUUCUCUUCAAUGAUACAAUUCUGCGAACCUACUUUGCACCGCGGAUGUGCACGUGUUUGGGGCGCAGCAGGGUGGUGACGUCACGUACUUUGUCAGACACCCUGCUCCGCCGUCGUUUCGUCGAGGGUGGCUGAGCCGUAGCUCGUAACUGCUGUUUUUUCGGUUGAAGAUGGCCGCGGGUCCUCUCUCUGUAUCUUCCAACGCAUCCACAAACAACGAUGGCAUUCUUAUUGGUGACAAAGUUUACUCAGAAGUGUACCUUACCAUCGACAACUCGCUCAUACCGGAGGAAAGGCUCUCUCCGACGCCGUCGAUGCUCGACGGCCUCGACCUGAACGCGGAGACCGACCUUCGCAUCCUUGGAUGUGAAGUCAUCCAGUCGGCGGGCAUUCUUCUUCGGUUACCCCAGGUGGCAAUGGCAACGGGGCAGGUUCUUUUCCACCGUUUUUUUUACUCCAAGUCCUUCGUCAAGCACAGUUUUGAGAUUGUUGCCAUGGCAUGUAUCAACUUGGCCUCCAAGAUUGAAGAAGCACCACGGCGAAUACGAGAUGUCAUCAAUGUUUUCCACUAUCUGAGACAGAUCAGAGGCAAAAAGACUCCAAGUUCAUUGAUACUUGAUCAGAACUACAUAAAUACCAAAAACCAAGUCAUCAAAGCGGAACGGCGGAUCCUGAAGGAGCUGGGCUUCUGUGUGCAUGUCAAGCAUCCACACAAGAUUAUCGUCAUGUACCUUCAAGUCUUGGAAUGUGAAAAGAACCAGACACUGGUCCAGACAGCCUGGAACUACAUGAAUGAUAGCCUGAGGACAAAUGUGUUUGUGAGGUUCCAAGCUGAGACUAUCGCCUGUGCCUGCAUAUACCUCGCUGCUCGAGCUCUGCAGAUACCUCUGCCAUCCAGACCUCAUUGGUACCUGCUGUUUGGUGCCAGUGAAGAUGAGAUUAAAGACAUCUGCAUCACCACCCUGAAACUUUACACCAGGAAGAAGCCCAACUAUGAGCAGCUGGAGAAGGAGGUGGAGCGGAGGAAGGUGUUUUUGGCGGAGGCUAAGCUGAAGGCCAAAGGCUUAAAUCCUGAUGGUACCCCUGCACUGUCCACACUGGGUGGCUUCUCUCCUGCUUCUAAGCCCAGCUCCCCAAAUGUGGUCAAGGUAGAAGAGAAGUCCCCAAACCCCCAGACCCUCAAACCAGUUAAGAAAGAGCCAGACAACCGGACUCAGGUCAACAAGAGUCCUCACAAUGGGUUAAGGAAAGAGGUGAAGAUUGGGAGGAACAGCAGGAGUGGAAGUCGAUCUCAUUCAAGAACACGUUCCCGGUCUAGAUCCCGUUCCCCACGCAGACAUUACAACAGCAGACGCAGUCGCUCAGGGACCUACAGUUCUCGCUCACGUUCUCGCUCUCACAGUCGUAGCCCUUCGCCUCGGCGACAUCAGCCCUCACCCCUCCUUCCCCACCUCAAGUCCAAGACCAGCCACCACAGCAAUAGUGACUCCAAGCCCAGUGGACGCCAUAGCAACAGCGGAGGUGGUGGAUCUGGUCACAAGAGGAAGCGCUCGCGUUCUCGGUCACGGUCCCGCACUCCAGUCAAAGCAGACAGGGACCGGGACAGAGAGAGGGAACGGGAGAGAGACAGAGACCGCAGUUCUUUUGACCUCUCUUCAAAAAAACACAAACAUGAGCGGGGAAGUGGUCAUCGAGGAGACAGAAGGGAGAGGGAGAGGUCUCGGUCCUACGACAGGGACAGAGAGAGGGAGCGUAGCCACAAGAGCAAACACCACAGCAGUAGUGGGCACUCAGGACAUAGCCGUCACCGGCGCUGAGACACACACACACACACACACACCCCCAACAGACUAGCUCUGGGCUGAUAGUCACUGAAAUGUUUUCAGUAUAUUCAAAACAAAAUCGAAUUUGGCGAGUUCUCCGAUUACUGUUGAAUACAGAUCAGUGUGACUCCUAAUCAUGCCUCCAAGUCCAAGCCAACUGGAGUCGUGUUAGAAGACACAACUUGCAAGUUCUUCAAAAGUAAUAAAAAGUAAAUAGUUGCACUAAGACUACAGUGGAAGUAAACCAAAUAUCUGCUGCCUGCAGUCUGUCAGAUUACAUUGCUGACGUGUUUUGGGGCUUGGUUAGCAAGAACCCACUGCAGCUAUCAAGCCAAAUGCUGCACAUCUGCUGUUAAAGAGAACGUGCCAAUUUUGGUUUCAUUUUGGGUAUAUUACCGGCCUAAUACCAACACAGUUGGUUUUCUGGGUUCCUCACGUGCAUCCUAAAACUGACCAGUAUAAUUUACAGGAAUGUUGAUUCUCCUCAAACUUGAAUUUUGUUGGCCUAAGCCGAAUAACAAAACAUGUAGUAACAUGAAUUUUUGUCCUAAUGAAGAACUUCAAUAAAGCCUUGACAUUGGAGGCAGUUAUGGAAACACUGCUGAAAUUGCCUGAAUCCUGCACAUAGCUUCUGCAUGCACGAAUGUCUUGGUGAUAGAACAUUCAUUGCUUUGAUUCUCAUCUACACAACAGCACACCUGUAGCUGAUAUUUGGCAGAGGUGUUUGAUGUUGUGUUACUGUAGAUAUAAGGUGUGCAUCUGAGGGACCCAGGCUGCAGCAGUAACUACCAGCAUGAAGUGGACUGUUUGUUGGUUUACAAGUAUUGAGCCUUUUUUCUUUUCUCCUGGUCAGAUGUGAUCAGUGGUUUAGGGAAGGCAUCAGUGCGGUGUGACAUCAGUCCAGGACCUGUCAUCGUCUCCUCCACCUAUAGGUUUUUCUUAAUUUUCCCUUGGUUACCCCCCCCACACACACACACACACACACACACACCUACACCUCUGCCAUCUCUAGCCUACCCUUAUGUUUUUGGUUUUACAUGUAAAGUUGUGGACUUUGGGAAAAUAAAAUUAUUUACAGUGUAAAGAUGGAUUGAUAUCCACUGACAAAAUGUGAACGCUUUGAUUUAUAAAAGCAAACUGCUCAGUGGAAGGAUUGAACGGAUAAAUGUAAAAUAAAAAUGAUCAUUCAGGAAAGAUCAAUAUGUUUGCACAUAAAGGGACUGGCAGGUGAGUGGUUUUUCUUUCCUUUUUUUUCCUUUUUGGACAGGUGUAUGUUGCUAAAGCUGUGUUUUGUACAGUUUCAAAAAAGGUAAACUGGUUAUAUACUAAAGGGUUUUUUUUCUUUUUCUUUUUUUUUUUUUUUUUUUUACAGCAGGGGAUGCAGACUUGAUUUAAAAACAUUUUAGAGUUGUCAAUUUGUUACACUGGUUUUUAGUCUGCACGUGUUCAUGUCCAAUUUUUAUUCAAUAAUAAAUGAGUUAUGCCACUGAUCUGUAUGAUUUUCAUUGAAUUGGUGCUUGUAAUUAAUCCUGCUGAACAAAAUAAUCAGUAAGUCUCUGCAUUGAGUUUGUUUUCAGUGUCUUAGUUAUUAAUGUAUACAGUUUGAGUUGUAUCUACCCAAAAUAACCACCCAGGUAGUGUAGCUACAGUCCUGCAUGCAGCAUUUCCCUUCAUUGCACAGUUGGAACCACAGCUUACUA